Hipposideros armiger (great roundleaf bat) is the source of this 864-nucleotide messenger RNA. RefSeq names its product T-cell activation Rho GTPase-activating protein-like. Bases 1 to 864 code for a protein of 287 amino acids. The record is from RefSeq and is a predicted model, not a curated record. NCBI's taxonomy places the organism in Eukaryota, Metazoa, Chordata, Mammalia, Chiroptera, Hipposideridae. The transcript is spliced from 2 exons.
AUGGCUGAUGUGUCAACCCUGCAGAAUGACUCCGCCUAUGACAGCAAUGACCCUGAUGUGGAGCCCAGCAGUGCCGUCAGCUCUCCAAGCAGACUGCCCCAGGUGCCCUCGGAGACGGCCGCUGGCUUGGGGCCCAGAGGCCCACAGGACACUUGGGAGUUAGCACCCGCUGUCAGCACCGUAGCCAGGCUGAAAAGCUCCCUCAGCGAUCCGGACAGGAGGUACUCAGAACCCAACAUGGCUUUCUCACAAGAGUGCCUUGACAGCCGGAAAGCUAACCAAAAACUAACACGAAGUGAGGAUGACUUCACCAGGGCCCAGCCAGGCUCUGGUUUUGAAAGUGAGGAAGCUGAGGACCCGUUUCCAGAGGAGGUGUUUCCUGCAGUUGAAGGCAAAAGCCAGAGGCCACAGGACCUAAAGGUAAAGAGCUGGACUCAGGGUUCGGCAUCGCCAUGGGGACCGGUGCCCAAAGCCUUGUCCAAUGGCUCCGUGGACGCUUCCUCGGACAGCUCCCCCAUGGCCUCCCCUUCCAGUCCCAAAAAGAAUUUCUUCACCAGACAUAAGUCUUUCACAAAGACAGACAAAAGUAAGCCCAACAGAGAAAUAAAAAAACACUCCAUGUCAUUCUCCUUUGCCUCUCACAAAAAAGUGCUGAGCAAAACCUCUAGCUGCUCAUCUGUGAAAUCCAAAGACUUUACGAGAGACCAAGUAAGGAAAGAUUUGAAGAAAGUAGGCCAGCUUGUUGGACGAAUCGUCCAGGAAAACGUGUCUGAAAUGCACAGCCACACAGCUCUAGACUUUAGCUCGAGAGCCUGUGCCCACUCAGUUGCCCAGAGGAGCCCAGNUUAUCUGAUACUAAUAUAG